Molecule: messenger RNA, 1751 nt
Organism: Gossypium arboreum
Lineage: Eukaryota; Viridiplantae; Streptophyta; Magnoliopsida; Malvales; Malvaceae
Exons: 5
Coding region: 147-1433 (428 amino acids)
Source: RefSeq, a predicted model, not a curated record
UAUACAAAUAUGCAUACUCGGUCUCGAGCUACUUCAAAUUUCUCGAGUUGUCUUUAAUGGCAUUUGACAUAAUUCCUUUUUAAUUUAUUUGGUUUCAUUCAUUUCUUUGUGCAGCCGGCUUUUUCUUCUCUACCUAUCUGUGAAAGAUGACCGACUAUUACAGUUAUUUCAACUCCAACAGUUCUUGUGACGAGUUCUUUGCUGAUUACCCUCUGAGCAACACCAACCUGAGACCUACGGUAGAAAUUCAAAUGGAGACAUCUAAAGUACAAACUAGCGCGGACGGACUGCUGUUGUCCAGCCUGGAAUCUACAAGAAACCUUCGACAGCCUGGGAGGGCGACGCCUGAAGUACAAGAUGGGACGAACGGACUGCCGUUGUCCAGCCUCGAAUCUACAGGAAACCUUCGACAGCUUGGGAGGGCGACACCUCAAGUACAAGACGGCGCCAAGGGACUGCUGUUUUCGGUCGAUGGUAAUCAGGCUAACUUGGGCAUGAAAAGAGACCUUGAAUUAGUCCCCUGUAACUUGUCCGUAGCUGAAGGACGAGUCACAAAGAAGCAGUGCCGGAGAACCUUUUUUAUCGAUGAAUCAUCAACUCUCCAACAACCAGAACCGAAAAGGAAAGAGCUUAUUUCGGGAAAAACUAUAAAGGAAGGUGCGAAAGUUUUAGUGGAUCGGAUAGACCGAAGACUAAAUAAAACUUAUGGGAAGGUAUAUAAGAUGGUGGCGAUGAAAGCCUCUCAGCUCUGCCCACAAGUUUUCGGCUCACUUGAGCAAAUCGAAACACGAUGGCCAGUGCUGUCUGGUCUCCAGAAAGUUAAGCAAAAUAUCAAGGAAAUCCUGGAGAAUCACAAGGGACGCCUAUUACCAGAAGCUGAGGCGAAGCAGAAACUGCUCCAAGUAGAAAAGGAGCUCGAACAGUUGGAUCAACUAGAGGAGUUCAACGGGGAGACGGUAGAAGAGAUUUAUUCUGCAUGUUCACAGAUGAAAGAAAUCAGUGGAAGUUUGCCAACUCGUGAAGAAUUUCAAUCUAAAUUUAGUGAGUUAGAAAAGGAAAUUUAUGCGAAAGACAACAACAAAGUGGAUGUUCAAGACUUCCCAGGCUUACAACAAGCAUUGGAUAACAUUACUGGCUGGGGAAAACUUCCAAAUUACCUUGAGCCUAUUGCGAUUCGAAUCGAAGCAGCUCGUGGAAAAGCCACUGAAAUUUCCCAAAUCGGUAGUCAACUUCUGGUCUGCGCAGCAAUUAAAGAGAUGGAAAAUUUGCUAGUCAAGGAUUUGGACUUGGAUAGGUUGAAAAAGUGGGGAGCUACCCUUAAUAAGGCCAAAGAACAUGGUUUUCAAGUGGGAUUUGCUGAUAACCUGUUGGAGUUGAAGUUGCUUGCCUACUUUGCUACUCAAUUAUUGGGUUGUGGAAUCCUAAUUGGCUGAGCUUUCGUGGUUGUGCAUCAAAAGGUGUUUUUGCAUUUGGUAAAUCAACCUUCCAUAUAAGCUUCAAUUUGGUUUUGAUGGACUUUAGUUUCUAUAUUUACUUGUUCUCUAUCUAAAACUUUAUGGUUCUCAGUAUCUUAACUUAUUUAUCUGUAUUGCAUUCAUAUAUUUUGUUGUGUCGUAUGGUUUAGCUGAAUUGUAUGCAUAUAUUUAGUUGUGUUGUAGUUGUAUUUGAGAUGCUUUAUAUUUAUAUUUUAUGUUUACGGAUUUUGAGACAUUGAUAUAUUUUAUAUUGCUGUUUUUUUUUUUAAGGUAAAA